CACUGCUGGUCCUCCUGGCCCAUGCAGACAUACAUGGACCACUUCCCACCCUGCCCAGAGCCAUACGACUUAGGCUUAAUCAACUCUUCAUGGGAUCUAGGGCCUCUGAUUGCACUAGAUCAUCAGCACAUCUAUCAUUCAUGCAUAGCUGAGAACAUCAAGGAGGAGAAAUGACAGUCCUUUUUUUUCUCCAGGUGGCAAUGGAGACCAUUUCUGGGCAAGGCUACAUGGUGGGACUGUCUCAGGGACUCCGUCUGCUGAAGUCCUGGGCUCACAGCAGAUAACUCUGCCAAGUAUCUCUGCCUUCCUUUCUGAGCUGGCUGAUUCCAUAUACAUUGUUUGCCAGGUGUUUGGGUCCUCAGUUCUCUGCCCAUUCAGCCUCUCCCUACCUAGCUCCUCUUCUUUGCCUCUGAUUGUUGCUCUCCACAUGUCUUCUGAGCCCAUAAUCAUAGCUGUGGCAACACAGUCUCAUUCUUUGUCACCCUGAGAGGGAACCAUGCCCAGUAAUAAUAAUCAAAUGCCCCACAAUGGAGAGGUCCCCAACGAGCCCUGGAAGCCCCUCACCUUCUCCCCAGCCUGGCUCACAGUGUCAGAGGGAGCAAAUGCCACCUUCACCUGCAGUUUCUCCAACUGGUCUGAGGGCCUUAUGCUAAACUGGUACCGCCUGAGCCCCAGAAACCAGACUGAAAAACAGGCUGCCUUCUGCAAGGGUUCCAGCCAGCCCGUCCAGGAUGCGCGCUUCCAGAUCACACAACUACCCAAUGGGCAUGAGUUCCACAUGAACAUCUUUGACACACGGCGCAAUGACAGUGGCAUCUACCUCUGUGGGGCCAUCUCCUUGCCCCACAAGAUACAAAUCAAGGAGAGCCCUGGAGCAGAGCUCGUGGUAACAGAGAGAAUCCUGGAGACCGCAACAAGAUAUCCCAGCCCAUCACCCAGAACACCAGGCCAGUUUCAAGGCUUGGUCAUCGGUAUCAUGAGUGUCCUGGUGGGUGUGCCCGUGUUGCUGCUGCUAGUCUGGGUCCUAGCUGCUUUCUGCUCAACAGGUAUCUCAGAGACCAGAGGAGCUGGAAGCAAAGAGGAGCCUCUGGAGGAGAACCCUUCAGCACCACCUGUCUUCAGUGUGGCCUAUGAGGAGUUGGAAUUCCAGGGACGACAGAAGACUCCAGAGCUCCCUACCUCCUGUGUGCACACAGAAUACGCCACCAUUGUCUUUGCUGAAGGGAUGGGCACCUCAUCCUUAGGGUGUAGGGGCUCAGCUGAUGGCCUGCAGGGUCCCAGGCCUCCAAGGCAUGAGGAUGGACACUGUUCUUGGCCCCUUUGACCAGAUCCUGCAGCCAUUAGCAUCCCACGGACCCUCCACAGAGAGCGCAGGUCCCUUCUUCUAUCAAGAGGAACAUGCAGGCUACAAUGCAACACAGACUCCCAGGGCCUGAGCUACCUGGAGUGACAACCCAAAACUUGGACCAGUUCCAAUUCAUGCAUUGUUGAGUGACAGUACUCUUAAUGAUUACCAAAAGCUAGAGGCAGCAGGUAUCCCUGUUCCCUAAUGUCCCAAGAUACAGAGCUGGUCAGAGGCAGUAUCUCCUGAAUCCGGUGGCUGGGCACUGCUAGGGGCUUGAGACACUAUAGCCUAUGGCCUCUGGGAAUCCUGUGCCUGGAAAUGGGGGACCUGAUUAGAGACUGACUUUAAGUAGCCUUGUGAGGCAACCCCAUAAACAAGGAGGUCCAGGGACACAGUAAGCAUAGCACAUAAAGAUGCUCUUGAAAGAUACUCAGGUGGGAAAAAUCAUAGGCUGGGGGACACAGUGACCCUGAACUCAUCCCCAAGACCUUGAGAAGGUUUGGUGAAGGCUGUAAAAUCUCCUAUCUUCAGAGGAAGUAUGAGUAUUCGCCAGGCAAAAGCUCUGUGAGAGUCCCCCUGUUCUCCUGUUUGCCCAGGUAUGUGCUUUUUCUACAGCAGGGAAACUAAGGCAGUAAAAGGAACCAGCAGAGCUAGAGACCCACCCACAUCUCUGGUGAGGCACUUGACUCUCCCUACUUUCCCCUAGGAACCAAAAGGACAAGGUCUAUGUUAGCAGUAAGGAAGGGAAAGGGGGAUACACAGCUUUGACUCAUACCAGCUGUGACCAUUGUGGGCAGUGAUUCAGGUGUUAGGAUCCACUCAUUCAUUCUUUCCUAGAGUCCAGUUCUGGAUUCCAUUUACACUGCAGGUCCCUGAAAUGGACAACUGUUCUAAGGGUUCCCUUGACACUUAAGACAGUUGAGGUAACAAGAGCCUAGCUGUCUGGUGGACACCCAAAAUGACCAGGGCUCAGGGGUCCCUUUCCUUUGGUUCAAGCCUGUUAUAAUUAAAUGACAACAAAAUCUCUAAAGAAGUUCUGUUCUAUUUCUGGUGGUGUUGGGGCAGGGGCAGUAGAGGAAGAGCUGCAGGGCCAGGCUGAGGCUCUAGGCGAACUAGUACAGGGCACCACCCUCUUCAGGCCCAGCUUGAGUCAGUCCUUGCCAUCACUGAGAUACACUGUCACUGCCCUAGCCUCAUCCCCACUCUUACAUGUCACCAACCAGAUACAAAAGACCUCAAGGGCAGAUACUGAGAAAGAGGCACGUUCCCCUCUCCAGCCCUCUCAGACUCCCACAGCCACAUCCCAGCAGGAAGGUGCCCUGGGCUGCUAUGCCUGUGUCCCCCAUGUCCUCUAUGUGUUUUUCCAGGCAUGGCUCCAUGUGCUUGGAGCCAUCUCAUUAGGGUGGGUGGAGUCUAUCUGGUUAUGAGAGCCUGUACCUGUGGGUCCCUCCCCGGAGUACAGAAUAGGACACUGAAUAAAAAGAUAAACUUGUUCCCAACCCAUCACUAUCCUGGGGUCUUGACUUUUGACCACAGAGGAAGGCAACUUCUGUCUAGAGAAACAGAAAGCCUGGCCCAGGGCCUCUGGGUGCUACCCACCCACUCUCUAGCCCUUCAAGU
This is a messenger RNA of Meriones unguiculatus (Mongolian gerbil), 2965 nucleotides long. It is a transcript of the gene Pdcd1, whose product is annotated as programmed cell death 1. The record is from RefSeq and is a predicted model, not a curated record. Gene Ontology annotation, biological process: negative regulation of immune response; positive regulation of T cell apoptotic process. Lineage: Eukaryota; Metazoa; Chordata; Mammalia; Rodentia; Muridae. The transcript is spliced from 5 exons. Gene Ontology annotation, cellular component: membrane; external side of plasma membrane. Bases 497 to 1324 code for a protein of 275 amino acids.